GUCUUCGGUUGGGAGUUUUGGAGGAGGCGCGGGUAGAGGAUGACUUGAGCGGCGGACAGCAGGGCAGUGUCUCUCCCACUUCAAGUUUUAUCGGACUGAUAAGCACAAAGACUCGACAUGCUCACAAGGGGAAACGUUAUUUUACACCAAUUCCGAGUUAGCCAACCGCUGAGUUGUUAGUAAAAAUCUUCGUGAGAAAUCAUGGCAAACGUUAAAGUUGCCAUUCGAGUCCGUCCUCCCAACGCAAGGGAAGGUGCAGAUGGAGGAAGGCUAGCGGUUCAGGUGGAGGAUAAGUUUGUGAGGAUCCAAAAUGUGAAGCUGGAUGGACGAGCAGACGGUGCUGUAGAUUCCAGGGAGAAGCUUCUGGAGUUUUGUUUUGACUACUGCUACUGGUCGGUGGACCCUGCAGAGCCUCACUAUGCCUCACAGGAGGAGGUGUUCCAGGACCUGGGUGUGUUGGUUCUCUCCGGAGCUUCUGAGGGCUACAAUGUAUGUCUGUUUGCUUACGGCCAAACGGGAUCUGGGAAGACUUACACCAUGAUGGGGACACCGGACUCCUUUGGCUUGACCCCUCGCAUCUGUCAGGGUCUCUUUAGGUCUGAAGACACUUUUCCUGAUGGGCAAAAUUCAAGCAGAGUUGAGAUCAGCUUCCUGGAAAUCUAUAAUGAGCGCGUCAGAGACUUGCUGAGAGGAGGAGAACAGAAGAAGAGAGCCUCGCUGAGAGUUAGAGAGCACCCUGAGAAAGGACCCUAUGUACAAGACCUGUCACAGCAUGUGGUCACAGACUACAAGCAGGCCAUGGACCUUUUGGAGGAAGGCAUUGCCAACCGCAUCACUGCAGCCACCCACAACCAUGAUGCCAGCAGCAGAUCCCACGCCAUCUUCACCAUCCAGUACACACAGGCAAUCCUAGAAAAUAACCUUCCUUCAGAAACUGUCAGCAAGAUUAACCUGGUGGACUUGGCUGGGAGUGAGAGAGCAGACCCCCACUACUGCAGGGAUAGACUGACGGAGGGCUCCAACAUCAACAAGUCGCUGGUCACUUUGGGCAUCGUUAUUUCUGCUCUAGCCCAGAACUCCCAGAUGUCCAGCAGCUGCCAGAGUAUCAACAGCAUGGCCUCAGAGGGUGAUGGCAGCACGGUGGGUAGCCACAGCAGUUCCCUGUCUGGAGGAGGGAGGCGGCACUGCUUUAUCCCCUACAGAGACUCCGUCCUAACUUGGCUCCUGAAAGACAGCCUGGGCGGCAACUCCAAGACCAUUAUGAUUGCAACGGUCUCACCCUCUGCUAACAGCUACAAUGAGACCCUCAGCACACUGCGCUAUGCUGCCCAUGCCAGAAAUAUUGUCAACAAGCCACGUGUUAAUGAGGAUGCCAAUGUUCGUCUGAUCAGGGAGCUGAGAGAGGAGAUUGACAGGCUGAAGAGUAUGCUGCUCAGCUUUGAAAUGCGGCGCAAUCCCAGUCCAUCCCUGAGUGAUGAGAGGGAUGGAAAUCUUUCUGACAUCGUGCUACAGAACGAACUAAAGGUGGAGCAGCUGACGAAGGACUGGUCAGAGAGCUGGAGAGACAAGAAAGAGCUGCUGGAGCAGUACAGUGUGGACAUCAACAGGGACCAGGCGGGCUUCCUCAUCAACUCCCUCCAGCCACACCUGGUUACCCUUGACAGAGAUGUUCUCAGCACCGGGGUCGUUUUCUAUCACCUCAGGGAAGGAGUCACCCACAUUGGACCUCAAGACCAGUUUGAAGAGCAACAAAUAGUUCUGCAGGGCAGUUCCAGCUGUGAGAUUGAAAACUGUGGAGGUGUGGUAACACUCAGGCCGCUGCCAGGCUACUCCUGCCUGCUCAACGACAGGGAGGUCACUGAGCCCUGCAGACUGGCUCAAGGGAUGGUGAUCACCUUGGGAGAAAUGCAUAAGUUCCGCUUCAACCAUCCGGCAGAGGCAGCUGUCCUCCGGGAACGCAGACGGGCUAGUGAAGGCGGUAUGACCUGCACCUACAUUGACCUUUGCCCUUUGACCCCUGACCACAGUGUUGAAGAAGCGAAGCUCCAGGGGCAGUCGGGUGCCUGUAUCUCCCCAAGUGAGGAGUCUACUGCGAGACAGCGGGUGGAGGAACAGCAGCACUACGUGGAGAGUUUGCGACAGGAGAUCCAGGCUGCACAAAGACGGGCUGAGAGAGAGCUGGAGAGGGAGCAGGCUCACCUGCGACAGCAGCACAUUGAGAUCGAGCAGUGGAUUACGCAAGAGAAACAACGCCUGACAACUGUUGAGCAGAGAGUCACCCAAGAGUCUGGAGUUCAAACAGACGUUAUCCCUGCAUCCCUCCUGGAGCGGCUGGCAAGUCAGGCGUCUGAGGAACAGGAAGAUCUGACAGUGGAUCGUCCCUGCCUGGUGGUAAGAGCCAGGAAGAAGGCAGUGGAGGAGGAGCUACUAAAGCAUCACGCCCUUUGCCGUACUGAAAGCCGCAUCCGUCGGAAAAGGCUGCACUACCAGCUGGAGAGAAUCGCCCGCAAGAGGCAUCUGUUGGAAGCCAAGAGGCAGUUGCAGCAGCUGGAAAAGGCCCUGCCUCCUGGACUGGACAGCCCCGAGUCUCCUGAGCUGGGGUCCUCCUCAAAGCCUAAAGGACGACCAUUCGCUUCUCGUAGACACUCAUUUUCAUCAGAUCUUCUUUCCCGGCUCUACCCACAGCACACUCCUAUCUUCAGACAUUUUCUGAAGAGAAACAGAUCCAUAGAACUGACUUCAAAUUCCUCCACGACAUCUGAUUCUAUUGGCAGCAGGAAGUGGGUUUCGGAUGAGUGUCUUCCUCGGGAAAGGACUCAAAGUUGUUCCGGGACUAUCUUCUCAGGACAAAGUCAAUCCUGCCGGAGUAGAAUUAGCUCCUCUGAAAACAUCAGACAAACUUCCAGAGAGGAACCACAAGCUCCGCCCUCUCGGGAACGGCCUGAAAGAAAACCUCUGCUGCCAAACCGAGAUCUGUCUUUUAAAAACAGGUCAGAUCAGAACUCAUCAGUGAGUCUGAAGUCACCACUUGGAACUACUGUGCAGCCAGUCAGCAAAGAAAAUGUACAAGGAUCCACAACAGACAGACCCAGUUCUGAGAUUGUCUCUUGUAUGACUGUGAGAACCCCAUCCCAUGAGGAUAACAGCGGUCUAAAAACCAUCAGGAAAUCUUUCUCUUCUUCUGUGGGACCCAAGUUAAAAACAGUCUUGUCCAAAGUGUUCAGAAAACCACCAUCAGGUGCAAAUGGAGGACGAGGCCCCAAACCUUUGGGGAGGAUAGCAAGCAAAUUUCACUGGAAACAAAAAAGAGACAGAAGCUUAAAAGACACCAAUAUGAUCCGAAGCAAAUGUGCCAUUAAAACAGCCGUCUCAUGUGAGGAGCUUGACCAAAAGGCUCUUUUUGAGGACAUUAGACAGAGACGGUGGCAUAGUACUGAGGCUCUGAUGAAAAAGACAAGCAGAUGGGUUGAGAAGCAGGAAGGAUUGAUCGGAUGGGAGGAAGAGCAAGAAGAGAGGGAUGAAGGGACGUCAGACUGUGAGAGCCUUUUCUCUCUUGAUUCCCUGUCCUCUGCUUAUGCGACAGCUCUGGCAGAGCAGCUGAGACACGAGGAAGCAGCUCAGAGUGAAACAGAAAGCGAAGACAGUCAGAUGUCUAAAGACUCCUUGGCUGUGGGGAGCAACAGGAAAUACUCGAGACUAAACCGUAUAGUGGUACCAAAUUACUCGCUGGUGACAGAUUCCUCUCAUUUAUCCAUGGGGCACAAUGGGACUGUACAGCGCAGUUUAGACUGGGGCAGCUCUCAUAAACCCCAGGUGAUCCCAGCAGAGGCCUAUUGGAGCCAGCAAGGUUCCCCAAAAUCGCGAAAGAAAAUGGAAAUAGGUGCAACAAGGAAUCCUCUGUCUCAAAGCCCAUUAGUAGCAGAUUCCAGAGGCAAAGACACUGUGCAGGAAUUGACUGAAGACUUUGGGAACAUGCAGACCGCUUUGACCAGCAGUCCACGCUCACUGAGCAGCUGCAGUGUGAGAGAGCCAGAGAACCUGCUGGCGCUCACCGAUGCCUGGUCCUCCACCGAUGCAGCAGACAGUCCCAGGAUUCACAGAGAUUCCCUACCUUUCCAAAGAAAAAUGAUGUUCAGACAAGUGGAGAGCAGCAGCAGUAGUUCCAGUCCAACUAGUAUGAACCUGUCAGACUCUCAGAGUGGAUACAGAAGCUAUAGCUCAACAUCCACCAGCACUGAGGGUGUAAAUGUAACAGUGCAGGAACACAGACUAGUGGUUUCAGGGGAGGCUUUAACAACACCAGAAGAUGCCCUCGUAUCGUGGGAUCAGGAAGAUGUGGAGCAACUAGGGCGACAGUCAGAAAAUGUGGAAAAUACAAUUAUAGAUUCUCCAGACUACAGCAACAACACAAGUCCGGCAUCCUUACCCACCUCAGAUCAGACCACUUCUGUGUCACACACUGGGAUUCCCAACACCGCACAAGCAACAUCAAACUUGCUUCAGGUGUUUCCAGAUGCACCUGAUAUGGUAGUUCAGGAUGUCAGUUUGUCCUCUGACAUUGAAAUGUGCACCUCAGGUUGUCAAUCAGAAAUGCAUUUCUCUACAAAUCCGACUGACCAAUGCCAAGCACUGAACAAAAUACCGGAAGCUGUGAGUGCCUUUAAACCGUCCAUUGAAGAUGAAUUACAAUGCAAUGUAGAUGGAGCAGAAAAGCUUAAAGAUGUACAGCAGUAUGAGUUUGAGAAUACCAAAGAUGUAUCACUUGCAAGAGAUAAAACCAAAGACACUGAGCUGUACAUUGCAUUACAGCAGGAGCUUGUUAAAUCACCUGGUAAAAAUUCCAGGAAGAGGAACAAAGGCCAACAGGAUGCAUUCAUGGGCAGCCUGAAAAUUCCAAAAAGGAGCGACAGCAGAGAGUUGGUAACUUUCUGCUCGACGGCAGUUGGCAGUCAGGAUCAUAUUUGGCCUGAUGACAAUAACAACACAAGUGACUCUAAAGCGGAGCAGUCUGCCUUGGAAACUUACAGCCAUGGAUUUGAUUCUGCUUGUGCAGGUGGCAGCGUUAGAGAGGACAAAGCGGCUUCAGUGGCAUUGCCAGUUUCUGAUCCCAUGAUCAGGAAACUUGGACAGGUCUUUGAGGAUUCUAACUGUAAGCUUCAAAAUGAUGACAAAAGUUCUCAGAGUGGUUCCUCUGCGGGAGACAGAAAGAUGGUUGAGAAGGAAAAUGUAACAAUAGAAGAAGUAGAUGUAGAAACAAAAGCAGGAGAGUUCCACAUUGAUAACACCAGGAAACAUCAAGAAAAUAAAAAUCACAUACGCAGGUCUGAUGCCAUUUGUAGUGCUAUUGACCUGAGAAUCUCAGAGAUGGUGAAAGAGCAUGUGAGAUUGUCAUUGAUUGACAGUGAUGGUGUCCGGACGAGCAGGACUCAAAGAACAGCAUCCUCUGCAUUUCAUAUUGGCUAUAAGAGUGACGAGCAUACAGUGACAGAAAACCAGCUGAGAGAUGAAAGGAAAGAUCAGGUGAAAGAUGUGAACCUCAGUGGACAUGCCUCAGUGGAAAGGACAAGCGAAGCCACAGUGGACAUAGGUGAGCACUUGGCAUCAGAUACACCAGCUGAAUUGAGGACUAGCCAUGAGAGCGACAUGCUUAAAUCUACUGAAGUAACUCAAGAGACCGACCAUGCUCUUAACUUUUCUUAUGAAACAUCAAACAAGCUGAUAAAUGGUCACUGUGCUGUCCAAAACACCUCUGCGAAAUGCAACAACAUCCAAUCAAAUCUGACACUUAACAGCCGUGGAGAGACUGAACACUCUGGAAACGCUGCUUUGCAACCAGUUAGUUUGUCCUCAAUGAGUGAUUCUGCUUCAGCAAGAAAAUGUAUUAAUUCUCAAGGAAGCACUGUGGAGAAAGUUGCUUUAUCUCAAGAAAUGAAUGAUGUAGGUAAACAAAAAGUAACUUUCCAUCUUAAUUCUACUUUAAGUGAUAUGCACUCAAAAAUGGACAACCAGACCUGUUCUGAUCCCCCUACCCUGGAUACAGAUAACCCACAGCUUCAACAAAUACACCAUGAAUCACCUUCUACAGUUGGUGAUACAAAGGUUAACUGUGGAUGUAGCCAUGUAGAGGCUGUCAGUUUGGGAGCUGCAUCCAGUGUUAAAGAUAAAGACAAUUAUUCAUACAAACAAAGCUCACCAAAGAUGACUGAGCAACAUCUCCAGCACAGUCCUGACACAUCCGGAGCCACAGAGUUAUUAUCUGAUGGAGGAAGUCUUCAAUUCAAACCACUCAACCAUAACAGCGACCGGAAUACAUCCUUUGAUGAGAAAGCCUCUAUGACAGGGUUUGCUGUUACUCCUGGCCACGACGGAAAUGGUGAAACAGAGUCCACAACAGGAGGUAAACCGUCUGUCACAGCACAGAAUCAAUUUAGCUGUACACAAACCCGUUCAGAUAAUUUGACUCAGACUUGUGUGGUCAAUAUGAAUUACAACAAGUGCCACAAUUUAUCAAUUUCACAGAGUAAAUGUGACAAACAGACUCAGGUUGACAGUAAAGGAAACUGUGUGAUGAAAAAUGACAAAGAAACAUUGACCUGCCAGUCUAAAGCACAGGUUACAGAGAUAUUGGCAGAAUUAAAAUAUGAAACCACUAUUUCUGGUUCCAUACAGCCACUCCACAAAAUAACACAGGGACAUGGUGUCAGAAAUACAAGUUGCUGUGGAUCUCUCGUGUCCAAAGAGAGUGAUGUAAAAACAUGUGGUGGUACACAAGGUAAUUCUGCUCUUAUGGCCAAAAAGGCCAAGUCGAAGAGGUUCAGAAGAUCUAAGAUCCAGACUCAUCCCACCUCUUUCUCUGAGUCCUCUCUUAAGUCAUCAGAUGAAGAUGAGGAGGAUGAUAAAACCACCAGAGAGAAUUACAGCCGGCUCUCAUCUAAAUGGGUAAAGCUUGCCACUCAGAGUAAUGCUAAACAGGAAGUUACACAGGCUAGAAGCAACAAUGCAGAUAAUUCUGUGUCAGUUAACAAAACUAAAAUGAAGAUGACUUCUGCUGGAACUAAAAGUGACGUUAAAUUUAGUAGAGAUUACAGCCAAAAGAGACACUUGAUACCCCCUCAAGCAAUGUCACAAAAGACAAAUGUGGAAAAAAUCCUUCCGCAUGCAAAGAAAAGAGAACCACAACACACACUGAAGUCUCAGGACUCCCCUAUGCAUUUUGCCUCAAGUGACAUCAACCCAUUUGUUCACCAGUGGCAAGACGACGACUCAAACCAGCACUGUUUUAAGAACCCGUCGUUUGGGAGUGCUGCCGACCUAUCCUGCAAAUCUCCGCUUUUAAACAGCGCUGAAAAAGGUAUGACAAGAUGCUGCAGUGUUGACAAUGGUUUGAAUGGGCAGAACUCCCCUUUCAAUUCCCAUCUCAGCACUUAUGCCACCAACAAGGGGCUCUCCAGUACACUUAGCAGUAUGGAGGAUUAUAAGGAACAAACAAACAAAGCAUCUCAGCUCACACCCUGUCACCAGACGUCUGUUGAUAUUCACAGUCAUUUAGCCAAUCUGACCGUGAGCUGCAGUUCUUCAAGUAACGACGUUCCUGGUGGUUUAGGUAAUAACUCCAAUCAUGUGGAUGAAAUUAUGUAUGUUUACUCGUCUGAGCAAGAGUCCCAGGCAAGCAAAACACAGGCCCAAAGGAGGAGGACAUGUGAACAUGGCACUCAAACAGAGCGUGGGCUUCAAACAGUAAAUUUUGCUAACAGUAGUAAUGCUCCAAAGAGGAAAGAUCGUCACAGAAGGAGCAACACUGAUGGACCUGCAACACAGAAAACCAAGGUAGACAUUAAAGAAUCUCUUACGUGGGCUAGCAUGGAAAGCAUGUCGGCUCACCUCUCCAAGCUGAUCAACAGCACCUCAGACCUGCUGGGCGACGUCCAGGGAAUGAGAACAGGCGAAGCUCACAGGGCGAGUCCGAGGAGGAGUGUCAACCUGUCAAAUCUUACCGUCUCUUAUAGUGAGUCUAAUGACUGCACUAAGGCAGACUGCUCAACUCAGACAGCUGUAGAUGUUGGGAUCCAAACAGAAGCAGCAGAGAAGGAAGUCAUGGUUCAUCAGUCACCCAGUGAAAAGUCCAAACCUCAUGAGGUCAAUGUGAUAGUUAGAGUGAUUGGUUCUGAGGCUGUCAGUGUGCCUCAAGACAAGGAUGUGCACUGUGUGGUGAAAACGAAAGCUAACCCAGAUGAAAAGAUGCAGAGCGUGCCUGACCUGAGGUUGAACGCCUCUGUUGCGUCACAGUCAGAUAAUGUCCCUUUCAGAACACCUCCGGUAAAGAUUGCAGCUGAAUGUCAGAGACGUGUAAGAUCUGCUUCUUCUAGAGGCUCAAAACAAAGCACGUCUGAGGCACUGUGUCAUAAAAGUGUUGCAAUAUCUGAAACCACCCACAGACUGUCAAGAAACGGCUACCAAGAAAAUCACAGCUCGUCUGUAAGAAAUGACCCAUCUCCUUGCUCAAAGAAACAGGCUACAUACAAAGAUCGUGCAUCUUCUCCCAUUCUAACUGUGGGAGCCAGGUUAAGUUUGAAGCAGAGAGGAAAACAACCAAUAAUAUGUCCUUUGAAAUCUAUGGAUGGAAAAAGAAACCUUGCUUCUGUGGAAGACAGCCCUUCUGUGCCUUGUAGCAAACAGUCGGUGUUCACAUCUGUCUCAGACAAUGAUAAGAUGUUCACGCCAGAGUGUGAUGUUUCCUCUUGUCAAUCAGAAUCUGUGUCACUUGAGAAGGUGAGUGAGAUCAGCUGUUCAAGCCCUAAAGGAUCAGAUAAAUGCUCUACAAGCCUUAGUUCAUCACUGGAUAGAUACACUGACAGUGACAGGAGAAAUGUCACAUAUAAAGACAAGGACCACCACCAUCCCAGUUCAAAAUCGCAGAUGACCUCUCCACAAUUGAGGACUUGUGCCUCUACAAAAGGUUUAACUUUACACAGCCACAGCUCUCCUAUAUUAAGACAGACUGAUGUGAACAAACACCAGGCUAUAGUCGAACAUGGAAAACCAUCAGGCUACGCAAGACCUGCAGCUGAUUCUGUGGACUGUUGCAUUGAUUCCUACAACCCAUCACCAGUCAGCGACAGGACUGUUCAACUUCAAGAGGAUGACAUGGUGUCACUGGCGCCCAGUGAAUGCAACACAGAUGUCCUUGUGAACAUUAAGCCUGUCACCAGCAUGUCCCCAUGUCAAGACCACCAGAUAGUCCCAGAAGACCUGCCCAUGCACAACAAGUUCACCAACUGGUCGGGCAUCAACCACCAGCAAUCCAAACAGUCUAACAAACUGGCCAUGUUGCUUACCAACGACCACGACAAGAGCAGAAACUGUGCCGAAUGGGGUGAGAUAGAAAGUUACGGCUCAAAUGUGGAGUCUGUGGCACAGAGUGACAGAAGGGUGAGAGAGAUAGAGAGGCUGCGACAGGAGAGAGAGCAGGUGAUGGCGUCGGUCAACCUCAACAUGAACCCAACACCUCUGACCGUGGAGCUGACGGAGGCCAAGCUGCAUUAUGGGCUGGGAGAGACGGAUACGCUGUUGAAGAUGCUUUCCCCGAGGUCCAGAGAAGAGCUGGAGCCACCGACCUCUUCUCCUACCAAACAGCAGCUUUAUGAUCGACACCGUAGGAGUAUUGAAGGUUUGAGGCAGGAGAGGGAGGAGCGGCUCCAGACUUGCAGGAGAGCUCGUAGUCUGAGUCCCAGCAAACAUCCUCGCCGCUUUCCUCAAGAGCCUGCUUCAUCCUCCAAGGUGUCUGCUGCUAUGCCGAGUCGCCGUAAAGAGUACCUGCAACAGCUCCGCCAAGAGGUGAUAGAAAGUACCAGAGUACCAAAUCCUCCACGAGGAGAAGGCCAGUAUCCGUCUGACAUUGAGCAGUUGUUGCGUGACUACGGCCGAGCCCGGGAAGAAGCCAGGACGGAGAUUGCGAAGGCACGAGAACGUCUGCGAGAGAGGACUGAGCACGAGAAGAGGAGGCUUCAGCAGCAGGCCCUGUCUCAGGAAGUGAAGGAUGACCUGAGGCAUCGGACCAGAAUCAGUAACAGCACCUUGUGCACCGGAUCUAGCCUGAGUCUUUCCUCUGGACCCACAUCAGGGUACAACAGUGGCAACACUGUCCAACUACAGCACAGUGACAGACCAGUAAUGACCGGACAGACUACAGGGUUUCAGGAUGAAGGGCUGAAGGUCAGGACACGUCCUCCUAUAUGUGGUGCUCAAAGUGUGAAGUCACAGAGAGUUUGGCUGUCUGCCCAGGAUGUCUGCCUUGAGCCCUCUGUCAUGGUGUUUGAGCCCCUGGUGACCUCAUCUCCAUCACCCCCCACAUGUGUUCGUCAACGCACCGCCUCCUUUGGCUCCUCCUCUUCCAUAUCCACGACCUAUCAGGAUAUCACAUCCACUCUCCUUGGGCGAGCUCUAGCUGAGGUACGAUUAGCUUCCGCUGGAGAUUUGACUAACCUAGUGAUGGGCAAGGCCACGGCAGGCUGGAGGUACCAAGGAGAAGAACGAGGGGUCCAGGCUUAUUAUAAGCCCUCCUCCAGCCCGUCUGUCCAUGGGUUCCUGGGGUCCGGGGAGCUGGACAGACCCCUGGACAGCCUGUGGAACAUGAUCUGCCAGCUGUCCAAGAGCCACAUGUACAAUCAGUCAGUUCGUUCUGUCUGGACACGACCACUAGAUGACAGCACUCAGCUGGUCUACAUACUAACAGAUCCGUCCACCUGCCACCUCAGCCAGCCGCGGGACUUCUGCUGCAUCAGCACUGAGUCCAGACAGGGUGGCCUGUGCGUGCUGGCAAUGCAGUCAGUGUUUGAGGAGUCUCUGCCCCGUCCCAGCGUUGAUGCUGUCCGAGGGGAAAUGAUGCCCAGUUGUUGGGUCCUUCAGCCAAUUAGACGCAGUGGAAAAGAAGUCACCAGGGUCAUCUACCUGCUGCAGGUGGACCUAGGAACUCCAUCUUUUCCUCCCCGACUUUUGAACACCGUUGCCAGACGACAGGCAGCCGCCAUCGCCGAUCUUGACGUUUUCCUCGCUUCGUGCAUGAAGACUCGUUAGCAGUGAGCACUUAGACUGAAAUCUCUCCAGCAUGGAGUUAGCCUGUCUUUUUGAAUUUGCACCUGAAAUGUAUGUACUUGACUUUUUCUAUUUCAAGAGCACUGUUAUAUAUUGAUUCCCAGUUAAAAAGUCAAAGCAGCUUCUUUUGUAUGGAGGUAUUUUUUUUUAUAAGAUAUUGAAACUGUAUUUUUAUAUUUGUACAUGUACAUGGAUGCUUUUAACAAUCACAAUCCUAUUUUACCAAAGAUUGACUAGAAGUCUAAGGAUUGCAUUUAGGUUUCGACAGAUUCAUCAAUUUCUUCAUGUGAUUCAUCUGAUGAAGAACCUUGAUAAUUCUGUUAUAACCUGAUAAACACCAGCCAUUUAAUUUCCCUAAAGCCUGUUAGCAAUAUGGUGUCUUUUGAUUCCUACCACAUUGUAACGUGGACAUUCAACUUUGUUUAAGUUGAGGUCAACACCGUAGCUAGAGAGAACAUUUACGAUGAAGUUUAAGAGUUAGUCAACGGAUAAAUUUCUUUAAAUGAAAGAAAGUAGCGGCUGAAUUGACGGGUUAAACCACUUCCAAACAUGUGAAGGAAAUAUUUGCAAAUAUCGUUCAUCCUUGAUUUGUUACUGUACAUGCAUAUACUUAUUUCCCCAGACACUGCAUAUCUUAACCACUCAAUGACCUUAAUUCUGCAGACACUGAACUUGAAAUGUCUUUCAACAGUUUUUCAGCUAAAAGGGGAAAGGUAAAUAUAUGGAAAGGACUGUACAAAAAUUAUUAGGGAAGACGGGGUCAGAAAAGUUGGAAGGUAUGGUCAUUUUAAUCUUGGCUGAAUGUAGAGUAGUCUUGUCUUACUUUUUGGGGAGAGCAAUGAGGGUCUUUGAUUUUUCUCAUUCUAGAUUAAUAUUUUAUUUUAGCUUUCUGUUAUCAGCCAUAGUCCUAAAGAUGUGCAGUUUUGUCUUUAUCAGUGUUUCAUUUAUUCAUAUGCAUUUGGUGGUGUACGUUAGAAGUUCAAUUAAGGUAUGAGGGUUUAAAUUCAGGUAUAUGAUUAAAAAAGUAGUCUCAGUUUUAAACAGUUAUAUUAUUUUGACACGUUGCAGGGAGGUUGUUGCAGUGUUUUUUAAGUCCAGAGGAGACUUCAAAGAAAACAACAAUAACCCUGGUGAGUGCCUUGCUUUUUGAGAAAGUGAAAUAUAAGGUUCAGCCCACCUCACUACCCCUUAAAUUUUUGUACAGCCCCUGAAUUGGAUAGUACGAUGGUUUAUUGAAGGAAUUCAAAGAAUUAUUUAUUUAGUCUUAGGUUGUUUUUAUCUGUGUUUAUCUGUAUGAGCACUGCAAGUUUAACGUCUUCGGAGCUCUUUCUCUCCCUGCAGAAAAUCUAAUCUAAAGACAAAGCAGUAGCAAAACAGUGAGAGGAUGAGGUGGAAAGUCACAGACCUUUUGGAUUUAAUAAGCCAAAAGGCAAAAAAGGCAGAUCCGCUUUCAACACAAGGUGACUGGUUCAAGCCAUCUUGCCUGCCGAAGUGUCCUUGAGCCAGUUACUGAAGUCACCAACCAGCUCCAGGCAUUAUGCUCUGUAGCUGACCCAGACAUCUAACCUCCCUUUUUUUCGUUUGUACUUUAUGGUACCCCAAAUCUGCAUAAACUGAGUUUUAAAGGCUUUUGUUCUCACCUUUUUCUGAAGUCUGUUGUAUUUAUUUUGAUCCUCCUGCUCUCUGUUUGAAAUGCUGAUGAAUGUUUUUUUAGUUGUCUUUUAUGAGCAAAGCGCGAUGCUGUGUUUACAGCAGCUUGCACAAAACCCUUUAUGCAUUUAUUAAUGUUACUUAUUAAAAAGGUGAUUUUUGUUUUUAUGUGUACAGUGUCGAAACUAUGCAGAAACUGAUCAAAGGCUGGACUGCUCUCAGUCAAAGCAGGGUCAGCUGUGUCCAGAUAUGAAGCCAUAUUUACAGUAGCUGAAUGUUCAGGACUGGUUGAGCUCUGCAGCUGCGGCGCUCAGUUUGACACUAAAGACGUUCCCGAGGGAACCAAAGAGAAAGAGACAAAAAUACUGGAGAAACAGAGUGAAGGAACGCGAAGACAGCUUUUGUACUGAUUUCUUUUGUAUGGGUAUCUAUAUAUUUUUAAGUGCUUGUUCAUUGUGUAAAAAGAAUUGUUAUUUAUGUUUUGACAGUGUGUUGUAAAUGUGUUUUAUUAUAAACACUCUGCUUGUACUUUAUUAUAAACACUCUGCUAAUAAGAUGUUACUUGUUUGGCCAUUCUUUUAAUACAAUACAUAUUUUUCAAGUGAAUUGUUGUCUUUCCGUUUUUGGACUUGUUUAUUGCCUGUUUAUGUGAUGGUCUGUUACAAGAUUUAUGAUAUAUGAUCAGAAUCUUUAAUCUUUUGCAAAAGCCAGUGUUGUAUUACAGCUCUUGGUAUUGAAACCUUAAUGGAUCAAAAUGUGUCAAAAACUGUCAAGUACCAGAAGCUGGCAUUGAAUACUAUAGUUUACUUGCUCUUUGAUGGACAGUUUGUGAUUUCAAUAAUAAUUUUGUAAUUUCACACAGUUUUAUUCAAACAAAGUUCUGGUACAGUUCUCGCACUGCAUGUCUUUAUACUACAAUUAGUAUUUAAGAAGUUUGGCUUUUUUUUUUUUGUUGAAUUUAAAAAACAGUUUUGUAGGAUAAUAUCUUAAUACUCCUCAAAGUUUUUGUUUUUUUUUACCUUGUUUUAGUGCUAAACAUCAGCUACUGUGUAUAAUGUCCAAUGAUACCCAGCCCGGGUCUAAGUGGUCAACCCACAUUUUGGUUCAGUUGGUUAAGACCUACAGAAUGUAACUCCAUUAUGUUACUUUUCAUAAGUUUUAAAACUUUCUAUUUUGGACACUUAGAAAUGACAUUCAAACUGAAAUUAAAUGAACAUUUUAAUACCA
Molecule: messenger RNA, 13968 nt
Organism: Seriola aureovittata
Lineage: Eukaryota; Metazoa; Chordata; Actinopteri; Carangiformes; Carangidae
Gene: stard9
Product: StAR-related lipid transfer (START) domain containing 9
Exons: 32
Coding region: 202-11073 (3623 amino acids)
Biological process (GO): microtubule-based movement
Molecular function (GO): lipid binding; microtubule binding; ATP binding
Source: RefSeq, a predicted model, not a curated record